CGGCCAUAGUUACUGCUAUAUAUCCAGAGAAUAUAGAAAUAUUUCUCACUGUUUAGAGCGGAACUUUGAUGUACUUAAUAUCCUAGGUCUUCUCAAUUUUUCCUGUCCACAAAAGCACCGAUUGCAAGCGCUUUCGCCGGUGCACCCGGUGUCGCCUAGGAGCUAGUUCAAUAUGACAGACGUACAGCAGUCUCCGUUUUUAAGGGAACUCACGUCGAGUGAUCGACGGACCCGUGAGAAAGCCCUCGACUCGUUAACAUUAUUCCUGAAAAGCCGUCGCGAUUUGCAGUUGAUUGAUCUUUUAAAGAUAUGGAAGGGCUUAUUCUUUUGUAUGUACCAUUGCGAUCGACCUCUAAACCAGCAAUCUCUCUCCCGUUCACUCUCAUACACACUCGUACCCAGUCUACCUGGGCAAAUCCUACAACCUUUCCUCCGUGCAUUUUGGAUAACGAUGUCGAGAGACUUCCAUUCCCUGGACCGACUCAGACUAGACAAGUACCUGUAUCUAAUACGUUGUUAUGUGGGUGUUGCCUUUGAGAUAUUCAUUAAAAAGGGCCUCAAAGCUAGAAAACAAGGGAUUCAGAAGACCACGGGAAAGGAGGAGAAAAUCAAUAGCAAAAACAGCAAAAAGAGGAAAAGAACGGACGAUGACGAAGAACAAGUGGAUAAUUGGGCUGAUUUGGAAACUUAUCUCGACCUGCUUCAAGAAGGCCCACUGUGUCCCAUCAAUUUUAAUAGCAAGCAGUCGGACUCCUCAGCCAUGCCAAAAGGUCCGGACGGCAUCCGCUAUCAUAUUAUGGACAUUUGGCUCGAUGAGCUUGAAAAAUGCGCCACCGAUGCCGUUGAGGAUGAUGAGAAUGCCGAUGUCGCUGAAGAGGAUUUGCCGAGAACAAAACUGAAGGAUGGGGUACCAAUGGAGCUGAUACUUCGACCUAUUGAGCGUUUAAAGGAGAAGAGUCCAAAUAAGACAGUUCGGAAGAGGGCAGCGGAGACUCUUGAAGAUGGCCGAUUAGUGAUGUGGGGUGUGAAAGAGUUAAAAGGGAUAGAAGAUUCUGACGAGGAUGAGGAAGGGUGGGGAGGGAUAGAGGAUUAGGCAUGCUCUAUUCCGUACUUAUUUGAGAAUUUGAACAAGCAAAAC
Messenger RNA from Coccidioides posadasii C735 delta SOWgp, 1138 nucleotides. RefSeq lists its product as uncharacterized. Gene Ontology annotation, cellular component: preribosome, small subunit precursor; nucleus. Lineage: Eukaryota; Fungi; Ascomycota; Eurotiomycetes; Onygenales; Onygenaceae. The record is from RefSeq and is a predicted model, not a curated record. Gene Ontology annotation, biological process: rRNA processing.